Molecule: messenger RNA, 2070 nt
Organism: Lytechinus pictus (painted urchin)
Lineage: Eukaryota; Metazoa; Echinodermata; Echinoidea; Temnopleuroida; Toxopneustidae
Exons: 7
Coding region: 404-2017 (537 amino acids)
Source: RefSeq, a predicted model, not a curated record
AGACAAUGCAUCAGUUCGUUUAAAUGGUGGUCUCACACCGUCAGAGGGAUUUCUCGAACUAUCGACAUCAUUAGGUAGAUGGACGAGAGUCUGCGAGGAAAUCCUACCGGAAAGGGUAGCAGAAGUAAUUUGUGGAGAGCUUGGCUAUCCUGGUGUCAAAGAUAUCAUCUUUCUGAAUGGGACAUGUCUUUCGGACAAUCUUACACAAAACUGUACAAGAGCUCCAAGUUGCAGAGAGUAUACGUAUCGUUUGGUUGAUUGCACAUUCAAGUAUUCAAGCUGCGAAUCUGACCAGGUUGUGAACAUAAAAUGUCACGAGCCCGGAUAUAGAGGAUGUUACAAGCUUCAAACGAACCAAUUACGGAACAGGUCCACAUAUACGUUUUCAUCAACUGCACAUUGUAUGCACUUGUGUAAAACACAUGGGAUCAAAAUUAUCGCUCUCAUGAAUAAAACGGAUUGUGUUUGUUCCCCAUCUGCGGAGGUCCAACUUGAUGAUGUCUCAAAGUGUGUCGAUAAUUCGCCUUUUGAAUCAAACGUGGAAAUUUAUGAUGCUUCUGUAGGUUUCUGUGAAGAGCUCAACGACACGAUUGGUGGAUCAUGGGAUCCUAUCAUCACAUGGUUUGGUUCGAUCGUUCAUCUUACCUGUAUGGAUGGAUAUACCCUGAAAGGCAAUGGAACCAUCCAGUGUGUGCCAGGAGGAACGCCAUACUAUCCAAUAUGGAAUGAUUCGAUUCCAAAUUGUGAAUUAAAAGGUUCCACUGCAUUGCCUGAUGGAGAUACAAGUGUUUCAGAUGGUGGACGAGGUCAACAAAUCUAUGCCACAGUCAUUCCAGUGGUCUUGGUAUCAUUAGUGUUGUUGUGCUGUUGGAUAUGGAGAUUCCAGCAGAGCAAGGGACACACAGACAUCACACACUCAACUCUCACAACCCAUCCAGGAACAGCAGCCCCUUCAGUCUCAGCAAGAAACACAGAUGAUUCAAACAGGAGCAACGCAGUGCGAAGUAGCAACAGACCACCCAAUCCCAGCACAAACCACUCAACAACACCUAGAGUUGUGAUACCAUUGGCAGUACCUGAGAAUACACCUGAACAACCCUUACAUACACAUGGUCCACCUUUUCCACGACAUAAUAUGUCAAGUCACAUAUUUCGUCUGCCUCAUCAGAAUUAUCCAAGAAGCAAUAAUCAAUAUGUGUCCUCGCCCAGUGCCCCAAUUCCGCAUUACUACGCAUCUAGCUCUGAUUAUAGGUCAGAUGAUACUGUCAGGUUGGAAGCCGCUUACCAAGAACCGACUUCUGUGGAGAUUUAUAAUCACGCAUACGAAGGUACAACUGAUGAUGUACAGACAAACAUAAUGCUGGAAAAUGUCAAUUCAUACCACUAUAUAUCUAGCUCACUGGAAAUAGGUAGUGGUAGUGCAACGAGUUAUGAAGGAGCCUAUCAAGUACCGUCCGCUGUGGAUAUGGUUGAUCAUGAUUAUCAAGGUACAUCUGAUGAACAGGAACAGUCAAAGGCAGUGCUUUCUGGAGGAAUAUCUAUGGAAUUUCGCCCUUUGCCACAUAGACCAUCAUCUGCUAACUGCAACGAAGGGCCAACUCUGCCUCCUAGAAAAUCCUCACGAGGCCCAAAACAUUUUCUUGUGAACCAGAGAGACAGUAAUAUCGACCCAGAAAACAAUAAUUUUCCCAGAGCUUUCUCAGUAGAUUCAAAAGGAUUACACCACAUCCCCAAGAAACAUGAACAAGAAAAAGAAGGGAUGGGCCAAGAUAUGACCCCUUUCUACCAUACUCUCGAAAAAUAUGAACUACCAAGGAGCCUUGGGCAAGAUAACCAAGGUCCAUAUUUGGGAGAUGGCCACCUUGCACACAAUGCACCAAUCAAUACAAAUUCACAGGGCAAUACCAUUCGUAGUAGGGUCUAUGGCAAUACUGACUUGACAGACACAGAUAGGAUGAUUGACAAUGUCCUUUAUGUUCCCAUGACAUCUUGCCAAAAGAAAUAUUCACAUUCUUAGUACUCAGGACAACCAAUACCAACCAGACUUACUGAGGAAACCAACUUAAUAUC